AGUGGCCUGUUGUCAUAGAAGCAACAAACUUAUCUUGCACAAAAAACAGUCUCGAGUGAAUCAAGACAUUGAACAGAAAUCAUGAUUCCUCCAAACGCAUCUCUGGUCAAAUAUGACAACCCAGUGCUUGUCAGUCGGAAUACAGAUAAGAAAACACCAAGGGCAAGAGCUCUGAAAGUAAGCCCAGGACCAUCACAAGCCGCAGGGCCAGUGCCAAAUCCACCAGGAAAACAGAAACUGUCCCCUGUUGAUGCCAAAGCAGCUCAACAAACAGAUGAAAUUCUCAACUCUAUUCUUCCUCCAAGGGAAUGGCAAGAAUCUGGGCAGUUGUGGGUACAGCAAGUUUCCAGUACCCCAGCCACUCGUUUAGAUGUCGUCAAUUUGCAGGAAGAACUUGACAGGAGGUUACAACAAAGACAAGCCAGAGAGACAGGAAUCUGCCCAGUCAGGCGUGAACUCUACUCACAGUGCUUUGAUGAGCUCAUCCGUCAAGUCACCAUCAACUGUGCUGAGAGAGGUUUGUUGCUCCUCAGAGUCAGAGAUGAAAUCAGAAUGACGAUAGCAGCUUAUCAGACCUUAUAUGAAAGCAGUGUGGCCUUUGGAAUGAGGAAAGCUCUGUGGGCUGAGCAAGGAAAAGCUGACAUGGAGAAAAAGAUUUCUGACCUGGAAGAGGAGAAGCGUGAUUUAGAAAAACAGGUCAAUGAACUGAAGGGAAAAUGUGAUCAAAUCGAGAAACGUGCACAGGAACAGAGAAUGGUGGAAGAGAAAAAACACACAGAGGAAAUGCAGUUCUUGAAGAGAACAAACCAGCAGCUGAAGACUCAGCUGGAAGGAAUCAUUGCUCCUAAGAAGUAAAAUGAUACUGGAAAUUUAUUUUCACAUCUCUGUUUAGUAUUCAUAAAAAUUGGAAAAGCUCCCAGCAGACAUUUGCUCCUUGGAAUAUGCCUUUACAUGUGAUGUCAAAUAAAAAGAACUUGCUUUCAGCAAACAUGUUGUAAAUUGCUUGGAUAUUUAUAAUCAUAAUUCUGUGUGAAAAUCCAGUACACUUGGGUUUUUCUAUAAAAAUAAACUUGUUAAAUGCUGUAAUUAUUAAUUUCAAAUGAAAUUUCAUAGUGAUAUUUUAUGUGCAUUUGACAUUUCAUUGUAUUAUAUAAGUUACAAUAUAAAUGUAUAAUUUAUAUUUCAA
This is a messenger RNA of Magallana angulata, 1186 nucleotides long. Its product is annotated as 33 kDa inner dynein arm light chain, axonemal-like. Lineage: Eukaryota; Metazoa; Mollusca; Bivalvia; Ostreida; Ostreidae. Gene Ontology annotation, molecular function: dynein heavy chain binding. The transcript has 6 exons. The coding region runs from base 82 to 855 and encodes 257 amino acids. Gene Ontology annotation, cellular component: filopodium; axoneme. The record is from RefSeq and is a predicted model, not a curated record.